UGAUCUCCGUCGGGUAAGCUUCGCCGGUUUACCCCGCAUGGGGUUAAGUGCUUAUAUUUAUAGUUAUCAUCAUCAUAUACAAAGUGAUCAUGAAGUAACCCCAGCAGAUUCUAGCCAUCACUAUUGAAUGUGUUGCGUGCGAUCGCUGCCUGAAAGAUACCACUAUGUCGACCAUGCCAACAACGGUUGCUGUCGGCCCCAGCCCGCCUCCCUCUGGGCCAUUAGUUGGCCUGCCGUCUACACACGUCACUCGAACUUGGUCAAAUAUAAAGAGACUUAUCGUUGAAGCAGAGCAAAUUCUUGAAAAUUUGACUACGAAUGAUGGGAGUGGCAAUCAGUGGCUUGUAGUUCUGGGUUUAUCGAAAAGGGCCGUGGAGAAGCUUGGAAGCCACGAGGGUGAGUUGAGGGGCAUAGCAUAUCGUUUCCAGUGGGAGGGAAGUGUCGGCGUUAUGAAGAUAGUACCAGGCUAUAGCCACGAGUGUCCUACAGAUGACUUUAGGUCUGUUAUUCAGGAUCAACUGGCGGCAAUGGGGGUUAGAAGAAAUGAUAGAGGAUGGGGUGUGAGCACCACCUACAGACCCACUGGCUCCAAUAAAGGUAAAGAAGCAGACCAGAUUUUCUUCCCUUUUACUCGACGCCCGUCUGGCGGUAUUGUGGACUGGCCGACGCUAGUUGUAGAGACGGGUGUCAGUGAGUCGUAUAAUAAGCUCAAAGAAGACGCACGGUGGUGGUUUGAAAAUUCGGACGGAAGAGUUCGCAUCGUCAUACUCAUAAUCGUGAAAAAGAAUUAUAUGCGGUUCGAGAAGUGGCAACUGGUGCCUGCUAAUGCGCCCACUCCCCUCACGAGAGGGUACCUCAAUCAACUGCGACAGCAGGUGCCCAAUAUUCCUCCCCUGACUACUCAACCAGCAGUCAACCAACGUCCCUACGCUGCCCAGGAAGUGAUGGUUACUCCAAACUCAGUGACUGGAGCACCCAUGACGAUUCCGUUCGAGGCCCUGUACGACAGAGGCCGUGGUCCUGCAGAGACCGAUGUUGUCAUCCCUGCGAAUGACUUCAGAGAUAUCGCCGGCACUGUGUUUUGACGAACGAUUUAGCAUAUGCAAAAUGUCUUUCAGUGCGUUCUUGGCGUAUUUUUUCAAUUUUUGCGCGCCAUCUUCAAAAUCUAGCUAUUUGCAAAUGCUUCUA
Messenger RNA from Aspergillus pseudonomiae, 1188 nucleotides. RefSeq lists its product as uncharacterized. Bases 165 to 1085 code for a protein of 306 amino acids. The record is from RefSeq and is a predicted model, not a curated record. Lineage: Eukaryota; Fungi; Ascomycota; Eurotiomycetes; Eurotiales; Aspergillaceae. The transcript has 2 exons.